Molecule: messenger RNA, 1748 nt
Organism: Drosophila arizonae
Lineage: Eukaryota; Metazoa; Arthropoda; Insecta; Diptera; Drosophilidae
Product: ATP-binding cassette sub-family G member 4
Biological process (GO): transmembrane transport
Cellular component (GO): plasma membrane
Molecular function (GO): ATP hydrolysis activity; ABC-type transporter activity; ATP binding
Source: RefSeq, a predicted model, not a curated record
AAGAUGAAAACUGACGGUUUAUAAAUUUAUGUUCAACAGGUGAAAAGGAAAUUCUGCACAAUGUCUGCGGCAAGUUUCCCGGCAGCCAGCUAAUUGCCAUUAUGGGUCCAUCGGGAGCUGGUAAAUCGACGCUACUCGAUGCUCUUUCUGGAUUUAAGACCACCGGCGUCGAUGGUUCCAUACGACUCAAUGGACGACGACGUGAUUUGCCCUCAUUUCGUCGCAUGUCCUGCUAUAUUACACAGGAUGAUCGUCUGCAGCCUCUGCUGACGGUGACCGAGAACAUGCAUAUAGCCGCCGAUCUGAAAUUGGGUGAGAAUGUCAGCUACGAGGAGAAGGAGAGCAGAAUUGAGGACAUUCUGUUGCUGCUGGGCCUUUACGACCACGAUCAGACGAUGACAGGCCGGCUGUCUGGCGGCCAGAAGAAGAGGCUAUCCAUUGCCAUGGAAUUGAUUAAUAAUCCCACUGUGAUGUUUCUGGACGAGCCCACAACUGGCUUGGACAGCAGUUCCUGCAGCAAAGUCUUGGAGCUAUUGAAACGCUUGACCACCCAGGGUCGCACCAUCAUUUGCACCAUACAUCAGCCGACUGCCAAGCUAUUCCAAAUAUUCGAUCAAGUCUAUGUGCUCUCUUCCGGCAACUGCGUCUACCAGGGCGGUACCCAGAAGCUGGUGCCCUUCCUCCAGUCCGUGGAUCUGCCCUGUCCUAUGUACCACAAUCCAGCUGACUACAUCAUCGAGCUGGCCUGCGGGGAGUACGGCUUCGACAAGAUCGAUACGCUUAAGUCAGCGUCGGAGAACGGUAGCAGUCUGGCCUGGUUCAACAAUCCGAGCGCUGUGCUGCGCUCCGAGGCGCUCAUCCACAAGCAUCCCAUACCCAAGCGUAGUAAAAACGUUUCCCUGGAGAACACCAGCUUUAUGAAUCAGUGCACUGUGCUGCUACGACGUGGCUACAUCAAGUCCGGUCGCGAUACGACAAUGACCCAUCUACGGCUCUUCGUCAACAUUUGUGUGGCCGUACUCUACGGCGCAAUGUACGAUCACUCCGGCAAGGAGGGCUCACGAGUUUUGGAUAAUUAUAAUCUUCUGUUUGCCAUAUUGAUGCACCAUUCCAUGACGACGAUGAUGUUGACGGUUCUGACAUUCCCCCUUGAGAUGACAAUAUUGAUCAAGGAACAUUUCAAUCGUUGGUAUUCCCUGAAGGCCUACUACACAGCCAUGACGCUCUUGGAAAUACCCAUAACAUUUAUCAGUACACUCCUGUUCACGGUCAUAAUUUAUUGGUGGAGCUAUCAGCCCAUGGAGUGGGUGCGCUUCUGGAUGUUCUUCGUGAUCAGUUUGCUUGUUGUGUUUGUGGGUCAAAGUUUUGGAUUGAUUAUUGGCGCCUGGUGCAAUGUGGUCAACGGAACUUUCCUUGCUCCCGUGCUCACUAUUCCCAUGAUGAUGUUCGCCGGCUUUGGCGUCACUUUGCGAGACCUACCCAGCUACCUAAAGUGGGGCAGUCACAUAUCCCAUUUGCGAUAUGGUCUCGAGGGCUACAUAGCUGCCAUCUAUGGAAUGAAUCGUGGGGUUUUGGACUGCAACGAGGCGCCCUACUGCCAUUAUAGAUACCCAAAGAAGUUCUUGGAGGAGAUUGCCAUGUCGGGCGAUCAGUUCUGGAACGAUCUCAUGGCGCUGAGCAUAAUGCUGCUCCUCUUCCGUGUGAGCGCCUACUUUGUGCUCAAGGCCAAGCUCAAGUCGAUCCGAUGA